AUGUUCGACCUCUACGUUGACGCACGCGACCUGUACUGUGUUGACUUCAUGAACAGCAAGGGCAAGGUUAUCGACCGCAUCGACGGCGUUUACUUUGACGAACUGGAGCGCGUGUUCCGCGAACAUACCGCCAUGCAGACGCGGAUGCCCAAGGAGGAAGUAAUCGAACGCUUAAAGGAAUUCGCAUGGAGUCCAGGUCGCGCAUGGGCGCGAUUGGACAUCUUGCUCGAAGAAAGGGAAUGGGUCGUUGAAGCCGAGAAUGGCGGCGAAGCGCACACAGAACCCUACACCGACGAGGUGGAGUAUUUCGACCCAAAGACAGGCGCAAGAAGUUGGGAACCAGUGCUUCGGUUUGAGCCGAACGAAAAGUCGUACGAGGACUACGAGGAGGUGUCGCUUCAAGAGAGCGACAUUGAAUGGUUCGAUGACUUGGACAACUGCGCCAAGGCUCUUGACGAGGGCGUGAUGGUUAUCGGAGGACGAACAUUAAAACUCGCCAGUGAAUAA
Messenger RNA from Cylicocyclus nassatus, 507 nucleotides. NCBI's taxonomy places the organism in Eukaryota, Metazoa, Nematoda, Chromadorea, Rhabditida, Strongylidae. The record is from the annotation of a GenBank genome assembly.